AUGGACCUUGCCGUGGCUUACGUGCAGGUGGCUUACGUGCAGGUGGCUUACGUGCAGGUGGCUUACGUGCAGGUGGCUUACGUGCAGGUGGCUUACGUGCAGGUGGCUUACGUGCAGGUGGCUUACGUGCAGGUGGCUUACGUGCAGGUGGCUUACGUGCAGGUGGCUUACGUGCAGGUGGCUUACGUGCAGGUGGCUUACGUGCAGGUGGCUUACGUGCAGGUGGCUUACGUGCAGGUGGCUUACGUGCAGGUGGCUUACGUGCAGGUGGCUUACGUGCAGGUGGCUUACGUGCAGGUGGCUUACGUGCAGGUGGCUUACGUGCAGGUGGCUUACGUGCAGGUGGCUUACGUGCAGGUGGCUUACGUGCAGGUGGCUUACGUGCAGGUGGCUUACGUGCAGGUGGCUUACGUGCAGGUGGCUUACGUGCAGGUGGCUUACGUGCAGGUGGCUUACGUGCAGGUGGCUUACGUGCAGGUGGCUUACGUGCAGGUGGCUUACGUGCAGGUGGCUUACGUGCAGGUGGCUUACGUGCAGGUGGCUUACGUGCAGGUGGCUUACGUGCAGGUGGCUUACGUGCAGGUGGCUUACGUGCAGGUGGCUUACGUGCAGGUGGCUUACGUGCAGGUGGCUUACGUGCAGGUGGCUUACGUGCAGGUGGCUUACGUGCAGGUGGCUUACGUGCAGGUGGCUUACGUGCAGGUGGCUUACGUGCAGGUGGCUUACGUGCAGGUGGCUUACGUGCAGGUGGCUUACGUGCAGGUGGCUUACGUGCAGGUGGCUUACGUGCAGGUGGCUUACGUGCAGGUGGCUUACGUGCAGGUGGCUUACGUGCAGGUGGCUUACGUGCAGGUGGCUUACGUGCAGGUGGCUUACGUGCCGGUGGCUUACGUGCCGGUGGCUUACGUGCCGGUGGCUUACGUGCCGGUGGCUUACGUGCCGGUGGCUUACGUGCCGGUGGCUUACGUGCCGGUGGCUUACGUGCCGGUGGCUUACGUGCCGGUGGCUUACGUGCCGGUGGCUUACGUGCCGGUGGCUUACGUGCCGGUGGCUUACGUGCCGGUGGCUUACGUGCCGGUGGCUUACGUGCCGGUGGCUUACGUGCCGGUGGCUUACGUGCCGGUGGCUUACGUGCCGGUGGCUUACGUGCCGGUGGCUUACGUGCCGGUGGCUUACGUGCCGGUGGCUUACGUGCCGGUGGCUUACGUGCCGGUGGCUUACGUGCCGGUGGCUUACGUGCCGGUGGCUUACGUGCCGGUGGCUUACGUGCCGGUGGCUUACGUGCCGGUGGCUUACGUGCCGGUGGCUUACGUGCCGGUGGCUUACGUGCCGGUGGCUUACGUGCCGGUGGCUUACGUGCCGGUGGCUUACGUGCCGGUGGCUUACGUGCCGGUGGCUUACGUGCCGGUGGCUUACGUGCCGGUGGCUUACGUGCCGGUGGCUUACGUGCCGGUGGCUUACGUGCCGGUGGCUUACGUGCCGGUGGCUUACGUGCCGGUGGCUUACGUGCCGGUGGCUUACGUGCCGGUGGCUUACGUGCCGGUGGCUUACGUGCCGGUGGCUUACGUGCCGGUGGCUUACGUGCCGGUGGCUUACGUGCCGGUGGCUUACGUGCCGGUGGCUUACGUGCCGGUGGCUUACGUGCCGGUGGCUUACGUGCCGGUGGCUUACGUGCCGGUGGCUUACGUGCCGGUGGCUUACGUGCCGGUGGCUUACGUGCCGGUGGCUUACGUGCCGGUGGCUUACGUGCCGGUGGCUUACGUGCAAUAA
This is a messenger RNA of Schistocerca serialis cubense, 1770 nucleotides long. Its product is annotated as calphotin-like. NCBI's taxonomy places the organism in Eukaryota, Metazoa, Arthropoda, Insecta, Orthoptera, Acrididae. Bases 1 to 1770 code for a protein of 589 amino acids. The record is from RefSeq and is a predicted model, not a curated record. The transcript has 2 exons.